UUCUGCUCCCAGGUAAAGCUGAUGAGCACAACCGAUAUUCUUGUAUCUGUUCACGGUGCUCAGCUCACCAACAUGAUUUUCAUGAAUCCUGGGAGCAGAAUUCUUGAGGCAUUUCCCCAGGGCUGGUUGCAGCUUGCAGGGAACGGUCAAUUCAUCUACAAGCACCUGGCUGACUGGGCCGGCCUUGGGCAUGAAGGCUAUUGGAGAGACGGAGGGACGGCCAAAUGCCCCAUGGAUUCUUCCAGUCCAGGACAAUGCUUCAGCCUUCAUUACAAAAACAAGCCUGUGGGAAUCAACUCGACAUUUAUUGUAAAGUGGCUGGCAGAAGUCCUGUCAAACUUUUCUUGCACAGCCCGGGCAUCUUUGACAAAACAGGAAUGCAAAUGUAGCGUCGAGCCUGGGGCUGAUGAUAGGCUAAGCUAAAUAAUAAGGCCCAUUCUCCA
Molecule: messenger RNA, 443 nt
Organism: Selaginella moellendorffii
Lineage: Eukaryota; Viridiplantae; Streptophyta; Lycopodiopsida; Selaginellales; Selaginellaceae
Exons: 2
Coding region: 22-423 (133 amino acids)
Molecular function (GO): glycosyltransferase activity
Source: RefSeq, a predicted model, not a curated record